CACUCUUUAAAUAUCUUGGAACUUUGACUACGUUUACGAACAACACUACCUUUAGUGCUCUCCAGCCAGCUGCCAUGCUUAAUAAACUCUUCGAACUCCCAAAAGUCCAUUCUCAAUCCCCACUUCCAUUAUUGCUUUGCCUCUCUUCAUUCUCCAUCAAAACCCAUUUCACAUUCCUCUCAAAAUGUCCAAAUUUCUCUUCUUUCUUCUUCACCUGUUUGUCUUCAUCUCCAGAAAUUUUCUUGUUUUUGCUCUCACUUCACCACAAGAUAUCUCUGCUCUCAAGGCCUUUAAAGCUUCCAUCAAGCCAAGUUCUAUCCCAUCAUGGUCCUGCCUUGCCUCCUGGGACUUCACCACCGACCCAUGUGCCUUACCUCGGCGGACUCACUUCACCUGCGGCGUCACUUGCUCCUCUGACUCAACUCGAGUCACCCAACUCACUCUUGAUCCUGUUGGCUACUCAGGGCAAUUAACCCCACUUGUUUCUCAACUCAGUAAUCUCACUAUUCUUGACCUCUCUGAUAAUAAUUUCUUUGGCCCUAUCCCAUCUUCCAUUUCCUCUCUUUUCAACCUCCAGACCUUGAUUCUCCGUUCCAAUUGGUUCUCUGGCUCACUCCCUGCCUCAAUCACCAACCUUAAAUCCCUCGAAGCUUUGGACAUUUCACAUAAUUCUCUGUCUGGGUAUCUCCCUAAAGCCUUGAAUUCAAUGUCUAGUUUAAGGAGAUUCGAUCUUAGCUACAAUAAGCUGACUGGGUCUUUACCGAAGCUACCUCCAAACUUGCUAGAACUAGCCUUAAAGAGCAAUUCUUUAUCUGGGUCAUUAUCAAAAUGGUCCUUUGACGGGUUAACUCAGUUGGAAGUGGUGGAACUCAGCGAGAACUCGUUAACCGGAGCAGUAGAAUCGUGGUUCCUUGCCUUGCCUGCGCUUCAACAGGUGGAUUUAGCCAAUAAUAGCCUGACAAGCAUCGAGAUCUUAAAGCCUGUAAAUGGCAACAGCGACCUGGUGGCGAUUGAUCUCGGGUUCAACAGAAUCGAGGGAAACGCCCUUGUGAAUUUCUCUGCUUAUCCACUGUUGUCGUCUUUGUCAUUGAGAUACAAUCGGCUACGUGGCACAAUCCCAUUCGAGUACGGUCAGAAGAAGAGUUUGAGAAGGCUGUUCUUGGACGGUAAUUUCUUGAUUGGGAAGCCGCCGUCUGGGUUUUUCUCCGGAGAGGCGCCUGUCACCGGUAGCUUGGGGGAUAAUUGUUUGCAAGGAUGUCCAGGUUCGUCUCAGCUGUGCACGCCUUCACAAAAGCCUAGUUAUAUGUGCAAGCAAGCUUACGGUGGAAGAGGAAAACCAAGCUCAUAGUUUGUCAGAUUUUCUGUUAAUAUUUUUUCUUACCAAGCCAAAAUUUAAAAAAAAAAAAAAAUCUUGUAUUUUAAAGAUUAUAAUUCUUAUAGCAAAUGCGAUAAAUGGGUUGUUGUAAAAUUGCUAGUAGUAUUUCUGUAUCCUGGUUUGAAUAUUACCAAUUAAUAAUUACAGAUCAAAAAAUUAA
Molecule: messenger RNA, 1535 nt
Organism: Hevea brasiliensis (rubber tree)
Lineage: Eukaryota; Viridiplantae; Streptophyta; Magnoliopsida; Malpighiales; Euphorbiaceae
Product: leucine-rich repeat receptor-like protein kinase PEPR1
Exons: 1
Coding region: 185-1348 (387 amino acids)
Molecular function (GO): protein binding
Source: RefSeq, a predicted model, not a curated record